Messenger RNA from Trichoplax adhaerens, 402 nucleotides. RefSeq lists its product as uncharacterized. The record is from RefSeq and is a predicted model, not a curated record. Gene Ontology annotation, cellular component: CST complex. NCBI's taxonomy places the organism in Eukaryota, Metazoa, Placozoa, Uniplacotomia, Trichoplacea, Trichoplacidae. Gene Ontology annotation, molecular function: single-stranded DNA binding; telomerase inhibitor activity; telomeric repeat DNA binding. Gene Ontology annotation, biological process: negative regulation of telomere maintenance via telomerase. The transcript has a single exon. The coding region runs from base 1 to 402 and encodes 133 amino acids.
AUGGCAAAACCUGGCAGUAACAUCAAAGACCAGUUGGAUCGAGGUUAUAGCGAAAUAUUGCGUAUCAGCGAAAUUGUCAGCCGAGGCAAAGAGCUGAAUGGUAGAGAUAUUAAAACCAUUGGUAGGGUACAAUUAUAUGAUGCAAUGACUAGUCGAGCUACGAUAUCUUGUGCGGAGGAUGAUCCCAACAGCCAGUUAGUAGUCAUCACUGAAUUUAUUGAGCCAUUGAUGUCGGGCUCUAAAGCAACCUAUCAAUUCAUUGGAGAGCUGGAAUGGCAGCCACAGGAUAGUGCCUUAGCUUUGAAUGCUCGAACUUGUCGUGAUGUUAGCAAGCUCGACAUAACACGCUACUAUCAAGGUUUAGAUUCCAUGCGAAAAUUUUUAAAUUCAAACGCCUCCUGA